Oncorhynchus tshawytscha (Chinook salmon) is the source of this 479-nucleotide messenger RNA. Its product is annotated as olfactory receptor 11H7-like. NCBI's taxonomy places the organism in Eukaryota, Metazoa, Chordata, Actinopteri, Salmoniformes, Salmonidae. The record is from RefSeq and is a predicted model, not a curated record. The transcript has 3 exons. The coding region runs from base 1 to 363 and encodes 120 amino acids.
AUGGUUGAGAUGUUUUUUCAACCACUGGAGUUCAACGUGAGCCUGUUUUCAGAUGUCCUGUUAGAUGGACGGGAACUGGGUCUCAAGGAGAUCUACACAGAGCUGGCCAUCUUUCUUCUGUUGGUAUACAUCAUGUUCGUCAUCGGCAACAACAUGAUCGUCACUCUGGUGAUCAUCACUCCAAACUUCAGUCGCUUCUUGCAGAUGCAUACCUAUUUGACAUUCCAAACUACAGAGGGAUUUAUCCUAUGUGCUGUGACCUACGACUGCUAUGUUGCUAUCUGCAAUCGUUUACGCCACAACAGCAUCAUGACAAUCAAGGUGCAUGUUCCUGGCCUCAACAACAUGGGCUUCCAGCAUUGACUGUCAUUCUUGCAUCAAAACUACCUUUCAGUAGUCAUCAGAUAAUGUAUUGGUUUUGUGAUUAUCCUCCGACUGUUACAUUGUCAAGUUGGAAACAAUAUUUUUGAUAGAUUAGG